CCGAGAAUAUACCACUACUCGCACCUAUGAGUACGGAAUCUCUUUCCUACUUUCUGUUGCUACAGCAGCUGCUACUUCCCCUCCAUUUCAGUUAUUUCACCUUGAAGAAGAACAGACUUUCACAUUGUUAAGUUUGCGGAGGGCGAAAAUAAUGGAGACCGCGGUGGUGAGAACUGAGAAGAACCUGAAGCAAGCUGCAAUAGCCAGCUCUGCUCCCUGUUAAACUCAGGCCGACGAUUCAAUAACCCAUAGUAGCCGCCACAAGAAGACGAAACAAAUAUGUCGUCUCUUCUGCUCAACGCGAGCCACAAUCUCUGCUUCAAGCUCUCUUCUUCUGGAUGUCAAUGGCAGCCUCUUCUUCCUAAUAAUACCCAUCGUGUCUCCUUCUCACGGGUGGGUGCUGAAAAGCAAGGUCCCAUUGCUGCUUUAGCUUCUGCUGAACAGCUUGUAUGGCCAUCUCCGAGUGAUGAAACCCCUUUCUGGAAGAGGGAUUUCCCUUCUUGGAAUGCGGAUUCCGAUGUUCCUAGUGACGUCGUCAAGGAUUCUGAUCCAAUGCACGUCAUCCACGUCACAGCCGAGAUGGCUCCCAUUGCCAAAGUUGGCGGCCUUGGUGACGUUGUGACCGGACUUGCUCGUGCUUGUCUCUCUCGUGGCCAUACAGUGGAUGUAAUGCUCCCUUUCUAUGAGUGCAUACAGAGGCAGCAAGUUGUUGACCUGGAAUUGGUCUCUACAUACAACUCCUAUCUGGAGGGGGAAUGGAUCCCGGUGAAUGCAUAUCGCGGGGUUGUAACUGGCAUUCCUGUGAUACUAAUUGAACCAUCAAACCAGUUCUUCAAAGGGAAGCAAGUCUAUGGUGGUUGCUACAAUGAAUUGGAGGCUUACUUGUUCUUUAGCCGGGCUUGCCUUGAGUGGAUGCAGGUAACGGGGAUUCAACCUGACAUUAUCCACGUCCAUGAAUGGCAGACAGGCGCUUUGCCCUUGCUUUACUGGGAUAUGUACCACCAUCUUUCACUGAAGAAACCACGAAUAGUGUUGACAAUACACAACAUGGAACAUUAUGGAGAAUGCCGCCAAGAGCAAAUCAGCAAAUGCGGUCUUGAUGGGUCAGCAUAUGCAACGGUAGAGAAGGCGGUUGAUGAUCGGACUAUUGGCCAUAAUCCUGAGAGGUUAAGCUUGCUGAAAGGUGGAAUAGUGUACAGCAAUGCAGUAGUUACAGUUUCUCCAACAUAUUUGAAGGAAACAUUAUGUUCAGGAUGGUUGGCAGGCACUUUGAUAAAGUCUCGUGAUAAGUACUUUGGUAUACUAAAUGGUAUUGAUACUACAAUGUGGAAUCCUGCUACUGAUGCUUUUCUGCCUGCUCAGUUCAAUGCUCACAACAUUGAGGGAAAGAAGUUAUGCAAACAGUAUGUGCAAAGGGGGCUUGGUUUGAUUUCUGAGGCCUCUGGAUCCGGUAACCAAAUGCCGGAUGCAGCACCAGAAGUGCCCUUGGUUAUCUGUAUUACAAGACUGGUUCCUCAAAAGGGUCUUCAUUUGAUUACUCAUGCCAUCAAGCGUAUUGAAGAACUGGGUGGACAAAUGAUUAUCCUUGGAAAAGCUUCAGAUGCUCGCGUUGAAAGUGAAUUCAAGCAUCUUGCAGAUUUGCAUAAUCAAGGUCCCAGCAUUCGCAUUCUACUGCUCUACAGCGAGGAGCUGUCCCAUAUGCUUUAUGCUGCGGCAGACAUGGUUUUAGUCCCCUCGAUCUAUGAGCCAUGUGGACUUUCGCAAAUGCUUGGCAUGCGCUAUGGUGCGGUUCCAAUUGUUAGAAAGACAGGUGGCCUUGCGGAUACAGUCUUCGACGUGGAUGAGCAGUCAAACCAUCAUGAGAUGACUAAUGGGUUUGUCUUUGAAGGAAUUGACGAAGGAUCUUUCAAUUGGGCUCUAGACCGCGCAUUUACAUAUCAUCGAGAAAAACCGGAGGAGUGGACUGGCAUAGUUAGAAGAGUGAUGGAAUGCGACAAUACCUGGAACAACACAGCCGGAAAGUAUAUUGAGGUGUACAACUCGGUUAGGGUUGCAUAGUGAGAAUGAUGCUACAGAUGGUCAGAUGAUACAAUGCACACAAGUGCAUAUUCAGAAUACAUGCUGCCAUUAAACCGAAGCCAAUCUGAGGUGGAGAACUGCAAUCUGCAGCAACAGAAUGGUUUAGCAGCAAUGUUCUGCUUGUGUAGUACAAUGAUACUAGUUGCAUGUUUAUAAUGCCACUUACUUCUGUGCAAACUUAAACAUGUUAUCUCAACAACACAUAAGAAUGAAAUGUCCAAUUUCCUUACAACACCAA
Messenger RNA from Linum tenue, 2317 nucleotides. Lineage: Eukaryota; Viridiplantae; Streptophyta; Magnoliopsida; Malpighiales; Linaceae. The record is from the annotation of a GenBank genome assembly.